This is a messenger RNA of Colletotrichum abscissum, 276 nucleotides long. RefSeq lists its product as uncharacterized. The transcript has a single exon. The coding region runs from base 1 to 276 and encodes 91 amino acids. Lineage: Eukaryota; Fungi; Ascomycota; Sordariomycetes; Glomerellales; Glomerellaceae. The record is from RefSeq and is a predicted model, not a curated record.
AUGGCGAGGCUUCUGAAGCAGGCUGCAGCUUAUGCCCUCGUUUUCCGUACAAAGUACGUGAUCAUGACAGACCACGAAGCACUCAUGUUCCUUGUCUUUCGCGACAUGGAAGUUACAAGCAAUUCGACUCCUGCCGAUGUGUGGAGAAAGGGUGUUGGGGAGGCGGUUGAGGUGACAUUCAUCAGACCGCACGAUGAUGAGCCUUUUGAAGGUCCACUGGCUGGAUUUCUUGCGGAGGCACGACAGAAGACCCCGCUGGAUACUGUUACAGACUGA